This is a messenger RNA of Vitrella brassicaformis, 2194 nucleotides long. The record is from the annotation of a GenBank genome assembly. NCBI's taxonomy places the organism in Eukaryota, Vitrellaceae.
CUCACCCCACCCCGGUCCACUCACACCACACCAACAUACAUCACCACAUCACCACAACAAAAGUAGUAAGUCUCAAAUCGAAUCGACAGACACCUGUCACCUGUAUGUCUAUCGGAUAGCACCCAGCCGGCCGCCCCGCCGCAUCAUGACGCCCAGGUGUACUUGUGUAGGACGACGUGUCUGUAGGGGUCGUCCACCGACCCGUCGCUCUCAACCUUUUCUGCCAGGAACACCGCACUCUCAUCCUGACCACCACACCAUUAAUUACAUUAUGUACACCAAUCGCAACCCAGAGCAUCCAAGACGGCGACAGCAAGCUGUGUACCUCUGACGGGUCGACGAGGGGGUUCUCCCGGUACUCUGGAGGAAUGGAGACCGCCUCACUCACCAAACCAAGCCGCUCCAUCCUGACACACAACACACCACACCAGACAGACAGACAGACAGACAGACAGAGAGACAGACGUAUGUGACACAGCACCUCUCCCUGUGGGCACCCACGUUCACUCACUGUGCUGUGAAGGUGUCGGCGCCCUCCCGGUCACUUCUGCUGGCGCACAGGAAGACCCCCUGCGGCCGGGCGAGCAGCCGCGACACGGCCACCGCCAGCCGCCCCCCAGCCUUGUCAUGGUACACCAGGUCAGCCCCCAAGAUCACGUCAAAUGAUGCCGUGUCGCCCUGUGGCCAUGUGGCGGAGUCGCCCCAGUCUAGACGGGCCACGCUCAUCUCCACGCUCUCGUGUUGGUUCAUCUGGACGUUGUGCUGGAGGUUCUCUGUGGCGGCUUGGAGGCUGUCUGUGAGCAGCACUGAUGAGGGCGGAGGUGUGGAGUAGUGCGCGCAGGCCAGGCCCUCGAGGCCGCAGCCCGCACCCAACACCAGCACUCUCUUGCCGCCGAAGAAUCCCUGUGUGAUGUCAUGUGACAGGCAGGCAUCACAUCACAUCAACCGAAAUUUAUGCGUGUGACUGUUUACUCACCUGUUUGCCCAGGUCGGCCACCCACUGUGCGAGGAUGACGCCCGAGCCCCACAGGCAGACGCCCGUCGUGUCCGCGCCACUGUCUGUGUCGAAGGUCUGCACACAACCGAGGCCCACCUCCCUCAGACUCAACACACGGCCAUCAUCACCACGGCCGAGCCGUAUCCGAUAGGUCACGUCCUGCGCAGCGCGGCCUUGGCUUGGUGCCUGUGGGUCCUCGUCUGCCUCUGCGAUGGUGUCAUCCGUCGCCUGCUGUGUGAUGGUCUUCUCUAGGUCGGCGGCCGACUUGUGCUGCAGCAGCGCCUUGACCGUCUCAGGGUCACCACCUGCAACCAAUCGUGAAAGCCCGGGACACAUACACACACACACACCACUGGGAGAGGUGCGUUGGCUGACCUGAGAAGCCCUCAGACAGUGCACCUCUCCCGAACUCAUUCAGGGCGAGCACAUCCAAAUCGGUCACAUAGGUCGUCAGCAGCCGAACCACGGUGUGGUGUUUGUUCUGCGCCGCCCAGUGAAGGGGCAUGUUGCCCGCCUCGUUGGCCAAAUGAGCGGCAUUGGCCUCCUUGAGCAGAUACUCGACAACGUCUGCGUGCCCGUUGGCGGCCGCCUUGUGGAGGGCGGUGUUGCCGUGGCCGUCCCUAUGAUUGACGUCCAUGCCUCGGCGAAUGUAUGCUUUCAACUCAUCGAUCUCGCCAUAUCUGGCGCACUCGAGCAUGUCGGCCAGCUCCUCCUCGCUGAAUGACGCCAUGAGACAGGCAGACUUGUGAGUGAUGACAGACAGGGGGGGCAGCUGAGCUGCAGAUCGAAACAUCCAUGGGGACCGACCGCAUCACACAGCUCAUCGUACAUCAUCUCGUUCGUUGAGUUUUUGUGUUUGGAGCUUUUUACUGACCUGAUCUGACCGGCUUGUCGUGUGGCGAAGCAAACUCGCCUCACAGAGAGAGCGGUUUCAUGGAAUGUCCAAACUCGCCUCACAAGUAUGCGAGCUCAGAAUGCGAGCUUAGACGAGAGAUGCGUCAUUCGUUCUCGAAAGCAACGAAGGCUGCUUGGCUUGGGAAGAAGGCAGAGUUCACUGUAUACAGCUCGGGGCUUUUGAGAUCCAUUCGAGCUCUCGCUCAGCCUCGCCCACAGAAGAGUGUGUUGGUCAUCCUGUGGCGUUCUCGGGGGUCUUAUCGGCGUGAGCACAGCCACCCGCUCGGCCCAGCAACCCUUCAU